This is a messenger RNA of Nerophis lumbriciformis (worm pipefish), 1653 nucleotides long. The record is from RefSeq and is a predicted model, not a curated record. Lineage: Eukaryota; Metazoa; Chordata; Actinopteri; Syngnathiformes; Syngnathidae.
AUGAUCCCCCCCUCGAUCAGCCUCUCGGAUUUGCACCAACGCAUAAAUGAAGUCACGCGGUUCCUCGCUGCCACUUUGAGCAUCGCAAACGCGCACACGGUGGAGUUUUACACGCACGACGUGUGGAGUCGCUUCGUGGCCGUCAAGCCCGAGGAGGUGCUGACUGCAUUUGAUACGGGUGGCCACAAGAGGGAACCAGAAAUCCAAAAACAAACCGAGCAAUCCAGAAGCACAUUUGGGUUUUGCCAAGACACUAACCGGCUGGUUGAUGCUCCUGAAUUAUUGCGUGCGGCAAAGGCCCAUUCGCUUCCUGCUUUGGGGGUCUGCAUGAGCCGGGACCAACUUUUAGAGGCCCUCAGACAGAAGCCAUCGGAAUUAGGCGCCGAAACAGGUGUUGAAUACGAGUCGGAUGAGUUCAUGAACACAAAAAAGUCGCAUGAGGUCCAGUCCAUGGCGGAGGUGGUGGACUGUUUAGCCAAGCACUGUGGCGUCAAACAGGUGAUAGACGUAGGUUCGGGGAAGGGCUACCUGAGCUCCUUCCUGUCCCUGCAGCACGGGUUACGCGUCUUUGGCAUCGACUCAUCUAGCACCAACACACAUGGUGCCCAAGAGAGGAACCGCAAGCUGAAAAAGUUCUCCAAGGCGUACCAGAAGUGCAGAAAUGCAUCAAAGGAAAUAGAAAAGAAGCCAGUAGUCACAGACAUCAAAGUUGCAGAAGAUAAAGAUGCACUGCAGGAGCCGCACACACCAGAUCUGAACCCCAUAGAGGAUUUCUUCUUCAAUGCUAUGUCAUUAGAGGCGACACAGUCUGAGAGGGCUUCCACAAGGUCACUGACUGAUGAGGAGAAGGAGAGGAGAAAGCAGGAGAACCUUGAGAGGAAAGCCCAGAGCAGAAACGGCGCGACAGGCGCAGUCUUUUCUCCACUUACGUCCUACGUUACCGCUGAAACAGAGCUGAAGGAGCUCAUCGACGAGCUCGAGGAUGCAGUCCUGGUUGGCCUGCACACGUGCGGCGACCUGGCCUCCAGCACACUCAGGAUGUUCACGGCGAAAACCGAGCUGCUCGCUGUCUGCAGCGUGGGAUGUUGCUACAACAAGCUCACGGAAGAGUUCGAACCCAUCGCCAAAGUUUCACAAGACUCGUUCGGGUUCCCUCUCAGUCAGCACCUUCGAAGCCACUCGUGGUUCUGCGGACGGAACGCCAGGAUGUCGGCGUGCUUGGCGCUGGAGAGAGUCACAGAGGGCCACGGGAUUCAAAUGGAGUCGCUCUUCUACCGGGCGGUCCUGCACGUCAUUCUCCGGGACCACUACGGCGCCUAUAAAAGUGACAAGCGAGUGGGGAAUGUCUACGCCAAAGCAAAAUCUUUCGUGGAUUACGUUCGACGCGCUCUUCGCAAACUGGACUUGGACGAUGCACAGCUCUCCGACGAUGAAAUUAAACAGUACCACGACACGCAUUUGCCACGCUGGCCUGAAAUCCAUGCUUUUAAUUUGUUGAAGGUCACCCUAGCACCGUGUAUUGAAGGCCUCAUUCUUCUGGACCGCCUUUGCUACCUCAAAGAGCAGGAUGCCGGAUCCUUUUCUGCUUUGGUGCAACUGUUCGACCCGCUUUUGUCGCCGAGAUGUUACGCCAUCGUCGCAUUGAAGGCAUGA